CUGGCCCGUCUCGUCGAGUCGUCGUCCAGCUCUCUUCUCCCAGAGGCGGCGCAGAGGCUUGGGCUAUUAAAGCACGACUCUGCAAAGCCACGAAGGCCACCACCAGACACCGGUAGCUCCACCUCCUCUGCUCCAGGUCCGAACCGCACCUGCCAUUCGCAUCAGCCUCGGCGGCUCGGGCGGGCUUCAUCUCAUCCCCGGAUUCUGUUUCCUCAGGUCAUAUCGCUGUUGCAGCGUGAGUUUGAGCGCAACACACACAAUGGUGACCAAGGUGGUGGACCUCCGGUCGGACACGGUGACGAAGCCCUCGGAUGCCAUGCGCGCCGCCAUGGCGGCCGCGGACGUGGACGACGACGUCCUGGGCGCGGACCCGACGGCGCAGCGCUUCGAGGCGGAGAUGGCCAGGAUCAUGGGCAAGGAGGCCGCCCUGUUCGUGCCGUCCGGCACCAUGGCCAACCUCGUCUCCGUCCUCGUCCACUGCGACACCAGGGGCAGCGAGAUCAUCCUCGGCGACACCUCCCACAUCCACAUCUACGAGAACGGCGGCAUCUCCUCCCUCGGCGGCGUCCACCCCAAGACCCUGCCGAACAACCCCGACGGCACCAUGGACAUCGACAAGAUCGUCGCUGCCAUCAGGCAUCAGGACGGGGCGCUCUAUUACCCCACCACCAGGCUCAUCUGCUUGGAGAACACACACGCAAAUUGUGGUGGCAAGUGUCUGUCUGUAGAAUACACUGACAAGGUCGGUGAAGUUGCCAAAAGCCAUGGACUGAAGCUUCAUAUCGACGGAGCUCGCAUUUUUAAUGCUUCUGUGGCACUUGGAGUUCCUGUUCAUAGACUUGUGAGAGCAGCUGAUUCGGUUUCGGUGUGCCUAUCCAAAGGGUUAGGUGCUCCUGUUGGAUCAGUCAUUGUUGGUUCAAAGGCCUUCAUAGACAAGGCUAAAAUUGUUAGGAAGACCCUAGGUGGUGGAAUGAGACAGGUGGGAAUUCUUUGUGCUGCUGCCUAUGUUGGCGUUCGGGACACUGUGGGCAAGCUUGCCGAUGACCAUAGGAAGGCUAAAGUUUUGGCAGAAGGACUGAAGAAAAUUAAACAGUUUACAGUUGAUUUAACUUCAGUGGAGACCAAUAUGGUAUUCUUUGAUAUCACGGAUCCACGCAUAUCACCUGACAAGCUGUGUCAAGUCCUGGAACAGCGCAAUGUGCUUGCAAUGCCAGCAAGCUCAAAGAGCGUCAGGCUUGUCAUUCACUACCAAAUUUCAGAUACUGACGUCCAGUAUGCAUUGACAUGUAUCGAGAAAGUUGUCGAAGAAAUACUGUCAGGCAAUGUUAAGUUGGAGCAUUUGACAAAUGGUACUACCGCAAAUUCAUACGGGCACUAGGGAUAUCGACACAUCUUUGCAUCUAUUGCAGUAAUCCAGCGUGUUUGUGAUCGUGGCCGUUGUAGUAACAACUUUGCAGAAUAAUCUAGUGCUGUUUACUCUCUACUAGGAAUGUCUUAUGGCGUGCUGCAUGAUUCA
This is a messenger RNA of Brachypodium distachyon (stiff brome), 1516 nucleotides long. RefSeq names its product probable low-specificity L-threonine aldolase 2. Gene Ontology annotation, cellular component: cytosol. NCBI's taxonomy places the organism in Eukaryota, Viridiplantae, Streptophyta, Magnoliopsida, Poales, Poaceae. Gene Ontology annotation, biological process: glycine biosynthetic process; L-threonine catabolic process. The coding region runs from base 260 to 1378 and encodes 372 amino acids. Gene Ontology annotation, molecular function: L-allo-threonine aldolase activity. The transcript is spliced from 10 exons. The record is from RefSeq and is a predicted model, not a curated record.